GUUUUCACCUUUAGAUACAGCAAGGUCUUCACCGAGGAAAGUUCACACAGAAGUAGAGUUAGAUAAGUUUCGUUUCUGCUGGCGAUCAUUCAUUCUACUACGAUGCCAUUCGGAAGAGACGGUAUUUGUGACGGURUYUGGGCGCCAAGAAACUUGUCCCUAGCRACAGCAGUCAUCGCGUCUCUCCUCUCCGUCAUAACGAUUCCAGGCAACUUACUGAUCUGUAUUUCAGUACUCAAGAAUCCCAACAAAGACCUCAGAUCGUCGUUCAACUUUUUCGUUCUGAAUCUGGCUUUGUCGGACCUCAUUUCAGGWCUYGUGACWGAACCGAUCUUUGUAUGGUAUCAUGCAAGCGAGGCUGAUGGUGACCCAGUUACGAGGUUUCUGUGGAUUGUUCACGUGGCCUAUUUCAUUUCAUGCCUGGCAUCUUUACUUAGUAUUGCUGCUCUGGCAAUCGACCGUUAUCUGACAGUGACAUCUAGAUACAGGCGUAAGAUUGCUAUCCAUAAAGCUGUGUACGUGUCGAUAGCCAUCUGGUUGCUGUCCUUCAGUACCUCUAUGAUAUAUUUCGCGACCGGGUUUUAUAAGUUCGUCUUGAUAUUUUCUAACGUUGCUACCAUGACAACGCUUGGAAUCAUCACGUUUUCAUAUGUGAAGAUCUACCAAAGUCUUCAUUCACACAUCGACAAAGRCGCAAGCUCAAUCCGCAGUCGUUCACAAGUAAAGAUUUUAAAAUACGAGAAGAAAGCAACCAGAGCUUUCUUAUAUAUUCUUGUGGUCUUUAUCUCCUUUAAUGUCCCAUCAUGCAUCAUGGCUUACGUCCUUAACUUUUGUGUCACGUGUGACUGUGAGACCAUUCAUUGGUUGAGAGAUUUCCAGUUCUUGUCAGCUCUGUUUAACUGCUCUGCCAACCAGUUUUUGUACGCUCUGCGCAUGCCCUUGUUUAUUCGCGCAAUGAGAAGUAUACUGAAGUGGUGUCCGUGUUCCUUGCCUUGUGUGAGUCGAAUCGAUGUAACGAGCGAAGUAACACCGUCUGAGUCCAAAGCAAAACGAAGAAAAUCAUCGAAUAACGAAACAAAGUAAUAAUGAURAAAAUGAAAUAACUCGCUGAAUUACUUUUCCUUUAGUUUUAGUCGAUCUUUAAUCUUUGCGUUACAUGAACGCCAAGAUCGACUACAAGCAAGAGACAUCUCUCUUUUUUGCUCAUUCUCGACUUUCACAUCCCCAUAAUCCUUUGCGUCUUUGGGGGGUAACCAGAGGGUAAAAACCCACUUAUUUUGCUGAAGGCUGAUCAGACAAUGUUGAAAAUACCUUGUUUAGUAUCCAAAAAUAAAAUGAWGAAGUAAAAAACAGAAAAAGAUAGAASCUUGAAKACGUUUAMGGUWAAUUUUAAACAUUUUUUCGUAAGUCAAUACAUUUUCUGUAAGACCAAAACUCUUGAUGAUCUGUACACGCAAAAAUAACWUGGAAUAAACUGAUAAUCAGUAUUGUACAGAUAAAAGCAGGUAUAGUA
Molecule: messenger RNA, 1513 nt
Organism: Actinia tenebrosa (Australian red waratah sea anemone)
Lineage: Eukaryota; Metazoa; Cnidaria; Anthozoa; Actiniaria; Actiniidae
Product: adrenocorticotropic hormone receptor-like
Biological process (GO): G protein-coupled receptor signaling pathway
Cellular component (GO): plasma membrane
Molecular function (GO): G protein-coupled receptor activity
Source: RefSeq, a predicted model, not a curated record